GGGGGAGGAUGCUGGAAAGGGAUCGCAAACUCCCCAGGAUUACUCACUGUGCAGAAGCCUCUGCUUAGUAUAAUAUGCGGCCACAUAACGUGGCAAGUCGGAUCGGAUGAUUAGACAAGUCGAUAGACAGCGAUAAGCGCAUCUGCCUACAUGUCGGGUUAAGUCGCAGAUUCUCGGAUUCUCGGGUAAAAAACCAGAUCGUCACUCCUAAGUCAAGUCCGGUUAAGGUGAUACAGACAUCGGCAACUUUAAAAUAUGAAGAUGCUCGCAUGAAUCGUGGGAUUCCAGCAGCUGUUUCGCAAACACGUGUCCUGCCACGAAAUGCAUCGGGGAAGUUGUCAGCGGCGAGUUAUUUCUGCAUAUGCGAUGUGAAGGAGGGGAUCUUUCAACAGAUCGGCGUUUUUUUUUUUUUUUUGCUCCACAAUAAUGUUUCCCUUCUGGGCUGUAAACACACGCACAUGCAGACUUUGUCCAAACACAGCCUGAUCCCAGGCAAAACUGCGGAUACAGUUAAACGGUUUCAAGAAAGAGGACUACAGAAGAGUACAAACUACAACAACGAGGGGGAAAAAAACGUUUUAAUUAGAAAUAUACUAUGAUUUUUGAAGGACGGAAUGGCAAGUUCGGUGUCUUUACUCUCGUAACCCCGAACCGGGUAAAAGCACCACACAUGCUGCAUUAUUUUCAGAGUUUCUUCAAGACUUUCAUAUGGACGUAAACACACAAAGAGACAAAAAAACGUGGCAUUUGUAAAAGAAGGUUUUAAAGUUGGAGUUUUUUUUUUUUUUUGGAUUUCGGUGCCAUGACCGCAUAUGGAAAUCCUCGGAUGCUUUGUUUAAACGGAAAUUCCGAAAAGACUUGUUCGUAAACCACACAACUUAAUAUGGGUUUGAAUAGUUAUUAUGUUGUGUCAUUUGUAUCCACUCAUGGAAUGUAGGUUACAUGCAGCAGCUUGGGGUGAGACGCCUGGGAUGGAGCGCGGUUUAGGGACCAGGGGGGGUUCAAAUGGGAAUUACUAAUUGAUAUUGAAAUAUAUCGCUUUCAUAUAGCCGAAUACGUGGAUGGCAACGGGAGAAACAUGCGAGAGAUACCGGAAAUAUCUCGAAAUAUGUGUUGAAAUGACGCUAUCUUUCUGUCGCCUGUACGAAGCGGUGCGGAGCGAUGAAUUAGGAGACUCGCGGUAGAACUUCUGCAGAUGCUCCAUUCUGAGCGCUUAUAACCGGGGGAAAAGUUCACUCAAACAUGAUAUCCUGAAGCACACACUAGAUUUAAAGGACCAAAGCAAUUAUCUGCAAAAAAGGAAAAUAAACGAACAGUAAAUCAGGGUGACGAAUGAGAUCCAGUCGACAGUGAAGCGCAUAAGAGCCCCGGUGCGUUUGUCUGGAGGAGCGGAAUCAGCGACAGGUGUUUCUGAUAAAACCAGCCGCUCGCGCCAGUAUGCUACGCUCGAGAUGAAAGUCGACCUCGUGGGUUGAUCGUGAACCCCAGCCCAUCGACUUCUCCUGCCUCUGCUUCCGUCACCAUUAGCCCUGCUGCCCACAUGCAGGCCAAGAAGAGGUACCUGCUUGUGUCUCUCGGGGCUUGUCUUUUUCUGCUCGCCUAUCUCUGGGGUCUGCAGAUCGGGGAGAUCCAGCACCACCAGCACCACCGCUUCACCCACCUGGACAAAGUAUCACAGAGCCAGAGUCUCCCGAAGCAACGUUGGCUGCCGUCCACCCAUCCUCUGAGGACUUUCCUGGAUGGAGGUGAGGAGGAGGAAGAGGAGGAGGGACAUGUUCUUCAUCCUCACCAUCACCAGCACCUAUCGCCCCGGCAAAGGCGGGAGAUACACAAACACACAUUGAAAAACAGGAGAUGUCGUAUGGACACAUGCUUUGACUUCAGCCUUUGCCAAAAUGGAUUCAGGGUCUACGUCUACCCCCUGCCCAAAGGCGAGAAGGUCUCUGAGAGCUAUCAGAAGAUCCUGACUGCCAUUGAGGAGUCCCGCUUCCACACCACAGACCCCAGCGAGGCUUGCUUGUUUGUGCUGAGCAUUGACACACUUGACAGGGAUCAGCUGUCUAGUCAAUACAUCCACAGCGUCAAGACAAAAAUCCAAAGCCUUCCCUUAUGGAACGCGGGGAGGAACCACCUCAUAUUCAACCUCUACUCUGGCACUUGGCCGGAUUAUACGGAGGAGCUGGGCUUUGAUAUAGGUCAGGCUAUCUUGGCCAAAGCCAGCAUCGACGUGGACAAUUUUCGGCCCAACUUUGAUGUGUCCAUUCCUUUGUUUUCGAAAGAUCACCCGCAGAAGGGUGGUGACAGGGGGUAUUUGACGCUCAACAACAUUCCCCCAUCACGGAGAUACUUGCUCGUUUUCAAAGGAAAGAGGUACCUGACAGGUAUCGGCUCUGAAACAAGAAAUGCUUUAUAUCACAUUCACAAUGGGGAAGAUAUAAUUUUACUGACCACCUGUAAGCAUGGGAAGGACUGGGAGAAACACAAGGAUGCAAGAUGUGACAAGGACAAUGACGAAUACUCAAAGUCCGAUUACCAGGAGCUUCUCCACAACUCCAGCUUCUGUCUGGUCCCCCGAGGACGCAGAUUGGGCUCCUUCCGUUUCCUGGAGGCCCUCCAGGCGGCCUGCAUCCCAGUGUUGCUAAGCAACGGCUGGGAGCUGCCCUUCUCAGAAGUGAUCGACUGGAGCAAAGCGGCCAUCAUCGGAGACGAAAGGCUUCUGCUGCAGAUUCCUUCAAUUACCAGAUCUGUGGACCAUGACAAAAUAUUGGCCCUCAGGCAACAGACUCAAUUCCUGUGGGAUGCGUAUUUUUCUUCAGUAGCAAAAAUAGUAUUAACUACAUUAGAGAUAAUCCAGGAUCGAGUGCACGCCCACGUAUCGAGAAACAAGUUAAUGUGGAACGCGCAGCCUGGAGGACUCUACGUCUUGCCCCGUUUCUCUACGGAUCCUGCAAACUUUCCCUUUUAUUAUGCCGCCCUGGGUAAAAGCCCGUCUCUGGAGUUCACCGCCGUCAUCCAGGCCCUGACCCCUCUGCAGUCACAGCUACAGCCCAUUGUCAAGCUCAUCCUCGCCGUGGUCAAGUCCAAGUUCUGUGCGCAGAUAAUAGUGCUGUGGAACUGCGAGAAGCCGUUACCUCCGAAGAGCAAGUGGCCCACCACGUCAGUGCCUAUCACAGUCAUCGAGGGAGAAAGGAAGACAAUGACUGGACGCUUUUUCCCCCAUGAUGCCAUUGUCACCGAUGCCAUCCUCAGUCUGGAUGAAGACUCUGUACUCUCUACCAAUGAGGUGGACUUUGCCUUCAUCGUGUGGCGCAGUUUUCCGGAUCGGAUCGUGGGGUACCCCGCACGCAGUCAUUACUGGGACAGCAGCAAGUCCCGCUGGGGCUACACCUCCAAGUGGACCAACGAGUACUCCAUGGUUCUGACGGGAGCGGCAUUCUACCACAGGUAUUAUCACUACCUGUUCACUCAUUACCUGCCAGCAGGCCUUCUGAACAUGGUGGACCGCAUGGCCAACUGUGAGGACAUCCUGAUGAACUUCCUGGUGUCCGCGGUCACCAAGCUGCCUCCUCUCAAGGUCACUCAGAAGAAGCAAUAUAAGGAAACCAUGAUGCAGCAGGGGUCCAAGGUGUCCCGCUGGGCAGACCCGGACCACUUUGCCCAGCGACAGGCCUGCAUGAACUCUUUCACCAGCUGGUUCGGGUUCAUGCCACUCACACACUCGCAGAUGCGGCUGGACCCCGUGCUCUUCAAGGACCAGGUGUCCAUCCUGCGGAAGAAGUACCGGGACAUUGAGCGCCUUUGAAGCAGCGCUAGGGUGGAACCCUGAGCUUUUUUAAAGACUGAAGUCUCAUCCAGUUGCUUGAACUCAACCUGUGACUUGAUCUCUGAAGAGUAUUUUAUUAUAAAAUAUGCAACAGGGGGCCAUUUUGUAUCUAAUAUGGUCCAUUUAUCCAUGAUCAUCUAGAAUCUGUCAUCUAACUCCCAGUAUCAGUGAGUUGGAAUCUACUGUCGUUGCUGUUGUUGUUGAUGAUGAUGAUGAUGCUGAAAUUUAUGGCUCCUUCUCACGGACUUCAACACCAAGUAGACUGGCUCAGAACGAGGACCAGCUCGGAGGUCACUGAGCGACAUUGCUUAAGUUUUCAGCUUAUACAGACCUCACCAAUUGGGGUCAGAUGUCCUAGAAAUGCAAUGGAUGUUUUCUUGUCCCCUGGAAAGAUUUUAACUCUAGCACUGUAUUUGUUGCUCUCCAUUGUUUAUUUCCAGGGCUUUCAAAUUUAAGAGUUUAUUUUUGUUCGCUGUAUCUCACACAUAAGCUUUAAAUUGCAACCACAGCUCUGAUAAAGUACGUCCAAAUGUG
Molecule: messenger RNA, 4357 nt
Organism: Brienomyrus brachyistius
Lineage: Eukaryota; Metazoa; Chordata; Actinopteri; Osteoglossiformes; Mormyridae
Product: exostosin-1
Exons: 12
Coding region: 1541-3802 (753 amino acids)
Cellular component (GO): membrane
Molecular function (GO): glycosyltransferase activity
Source: RefSeq, a predicted model, not a curated record